AUGAAUCUUUUUCACUUCGACCAAGCCUCACCUCAAGAUAACGACAUGAACUCAAUGGCUCCAACUUACGAUUUCCACCCCAUCAGCCCGACCGCCCUAGAGCCGAACCCCAUGUUCCCCGACCAUGACAUGUCCUCACAACUACAUGGCGGUUCCAGCAACAUGUGGAGUAGCCUGUCACAACCUGCUCUAGAUGGUGGCUUGGAAAAACUCCUCAACAAUUAUGGACCAUCGACAGAGCGAUACGGCCAAGUGACACCGCCAGACGAUGCGAACAUGCACGACAUGACAAAGUCAUUCGGCAAGAGAGUUGACUCCGGAGCUUCCGGCAUGGAAGUCAAUGACGCCUCAAGCAUGUCUCCUCGCAGUUCCAUGUCAUCAAGCAAGCGACCUUCAGUGAGGUCGUCCCAAAAGAGCCGGAAAGAGAGUCGGACAUCAGAAGAUGGUCUGGGCGGCGACAAGAAGGACAAAUACCGAGAGAAGAAUCGCGUCGCUGCCGCCAAGUGUCGUGCAAAGAAGAAGGAACACACCGACCAGCUCGAAGACACAUACCGUACUCAGAGCGCAAUGAACAGCGCACUGAAGCAAACCGAGAAGUCUCUGCGUGAUGAGUUGUCGUACUGGCGCACGCAGGCAUUACAGCACACAUUCUGCAAUUGCCACCCCAUACAGGACUACAACAUGAGGAAAGCUCAGAGCAUGGCGUUCGGUGGCAAUUACGGCACAGCAUCUUCCCCAAUCGUAGGAGAUGGCCGUUCGGCUUCUUUCAGUCACAACCACGCUCGGUCGUCCUCGGCUGCCAUCGCUUCUCCCUCAAUGAGCGACGGUAAUGGCAAAACACCUUCAGUGGCUUCCCUGUCGGAAGUAGCCAGGCAAUGA
Messenger RNA from Aureobasidium melanogenum CBS 110374, 879 nucleotides. RefSeq lists its product as uncharacterized. Bases 1 to 879 code for a protein of 292 amino acids. The record is from RefSeq and is a predicted model, not a curated record. NCBI's taxonomy places the organism in Eukaryota, Fungi, Ascomycota, Dothideomycetes, Dothideales, Saccotheciaceae. The transcript has a single exon. Gene Ontology annotation, molecular function: DNA-binding transcription factor activity, RNA polymerase II-specific; RNA polymerase II cis-regulatory region sequence-specific DNA binding. Gene Ontology annotation, biological process: regulation of transcription by RNA polymerase II.